GGAAAGGCUCUCUCUCUCCCUGGAUGGCUGGAUCCCCCUUGCGGUCUCGCUACCUCUUCCUCUCUCUCGUCGGCUCGUCGCCGGCGCGCCACCUCCGCCGCCGUUGAAGCCCUCGCGUUCGCCGCUUCUCUCCCCCAACCAACGAAGCCCUAGCGCGUUCGCCUCGCCGCCCACCGGCGAUGCUCUCCGGCGUCAAGUUUAUCCCCCGGGAGCAGAUCGGCGAGGAUGCCCUAGGCGGCGCCGGCUCGGCGGGGUCCGACAGCUCCGAGGAUAGGCGGCGGCGGAAGAAGCGGGGCAGGAAGGGGAGGGACAAGGAGGAGAGGCGGGACCGGAGGCGCCGGCGGAGGCGGAGCAAGUACGGCUCGGACUCCGAGGAGGGGUCCGAUAGCGGAGACUCGAUCGAAGAGGAGGAGGAGAAAGGGUUGAGCCGGAGCAAGCACCGGAGGAAGCAUCAGAGGCGGCGCCAUGAGUUCUCCGAUGACGACGAUGAUGAUGACGAGGAGUCCAGUGGUGAAUCUGAUAAGAGAAGAGGCAGUCGCAAGAGCAAGCUUGGAGGUGCCGCAGGUGAUGAUGAUGAUGAGGAGGAGGAGGAUGAGGGAAUUGGAGGUGAGGAGUUGAGAGCUAGUGAUAUUGUCAGGAAGGAGAUGGGCCUCGAAUGGAUGCUCAAGUCGGCAAGCAGUGGUCGGGCGGAGAGCAGCCAAGCUGGCGGGGCUGACAAAGAUGAGGAGGAGGUUGCACCCGAGGAGGUGAAGAAAGCCAAUCCAAAGGAAUUGAAUCCAUACCUGAGGGAUAAUGGCAGUGGGUACCCUGAUGAAUCUAGCCCUUCAAAUGCAGGCAACCAGUUGCUUGCUUCCUCUGUGGUUGGUGAUGGAGGUGCUAGCUGGAGGCUCAAAGCUUUGAAGCGUGCAAAAGAGCAAGCAGCUCGUGAAGGAAAACAACUUGAGGAGGUUGUUGGUGAGAGAUGGGGCUCGUUAGGCCACUUAGCUGCAUCAGUGUCAGCAUCUAGAGCUGCCCCUUCGCAUGCUCAUUUACAUGCCAUUAGAGGCAGAAAAGCUGGGCAAGCAGGCAGCUCAGAAGAACAUUCCAAAGAAAAUCCAAAGGAGGGUCAGCAAGGUGGAGACAGUGGUAGACGUGAAUACUUAAAAGAUGUUUCCUCUCGGCAUCAUGCAAUGAGAAAACCUAAACCUGAUUCUGUACCAUGGAAAAGGAAUAGGCAGAAUAUUUCUUCUGAGGAUCAGGCACUUAUCUCUUCAGCGAUAGCAGGAAUCAAUAAGUUCUCUAAUGAUGGAAGCUUUUUGGAAAAGAUUAAUAAUCUUGAAAGCAAGACUGUAAAUGUUUUGACUGCAGAGGUUGAUGAGCUCAAGUCUGAUAAGGGUAGCUCAAAGAAAGCACCUUCAGUUAGCACUCAAAAGCUAAAUGCGAACCAGUUAGCAGCAAAGAUUCUGCAGCUCCGAAUGAAAGGCAAGCAUGAAGAAGCUGAACAACUUUCGCGAGAAAUGGAGGCGGUGCUGGAGAAUGAGGAUACUGCUGUUGAAGAACCUAGGCAUGAAGUGAGGAGUUCAACCAGGAACACAAUAAAGCCUAGUGCAGCUGAUCGCAGGAAAAGAGAAGAGGAUGCUGACCGGCAUCUUGCAAAUAAAAUUAUGCACAAUAAACAGUACAACAUGUCUAAAAGUAUAGAGGAUGAAUAUGAUUUUGGUGAUGCCCCCAGUAAGAAAGGCAAAAGGAGGAACAAAGAUGCACAUGAGGAGAGGAGAAGCACUCAUUGGCUCACAACUCAGAAAGAGCGCUGUAUGUAUUGCUUCGAGAACCCAUCACGGCCAAAGCAUCUGGUUGUUGCUAUAGGAAACUUCACUUACUUGAUGCUGCCACAGCUUGAGCCUGUUGUCCCUGGGCACUGCAUUAUUCUGCCAUUGCAGCAUGAGUCUGCAACAAGAACAGUUGAUAGAAGUGUCUGGGAGGAGAUCCGCAACUUUAAGAAGUGCCUCCUGAAAAUGUUCGCGCAGCAGGACAAGGAUAUUGUUUUCAUGGAGACUGUUAUAAGCUUGGCCAAACAACGCAGGCACUGCAUGAUUGAAUGCAUCCCUAUCCCCUCCGAAGUUUCAAACAAUGCUCCCAUGUACUUCAAGAAGGCAAUUGAUGAAGCGGAAGAAGAAUGGACCCAGCAUGACAUGAAGAAACUUAUUCCAACAAAGGGAAACCUGCACCAAGUCAUCCCAGAGAACUUUGCCUACUUUCAUGUAGAGUUCGGGCUCGACCGUGGAUUUGCCCAUGUCAUAGACGAUGAGAGCAAAUUCAGUGCAGGUUUUGGGUUGAAUGUCAUCAGAGGGAUGCUCCAGUUGCGGGAAGAGGACAUGCACAGGCGCCGAAGGCAUGAAUCGAUGGAUAAUCAGAAACAAGCUGUUGCUAAUUUCAUGAAGGACUGGGAACCCUUUGAUUGGACCAAACAGCUUGAUUAGAUGUAAAUACAGUCACCAGAACCUCUGUAAGAACAGCCUUCUGGAAAUUGUACGACGAAUUUUUGUAGGAAAUGUCAUGUCCUGUAUUCAUGUUAACACAUUUGUUUCUUCACCUGAUACUGAAUGUAGCUUAAAUCUAUAAUUUCGAAAUUGACAUCAACCCCGGCCAUAACGCCAUUAAAACA
Messenger RNA from Oryza sativa Japonica Group (Japanese rice), 2644 nucleotides. NCBI's taxonomy places the organism in Eukaryota, Viridiplantae, Streptophyta, Magnoliopsida, Poales, Poaceae. The record is from RefSeq and is a predicted model, not a curated record.